Messenger RNA from Hyla sarda, 1967 nucleotides. RefSeq names its product transmembrane protein 68 (gene TMEM68). Gene Ontology annotation, cellular component: membrane. Gene Ontology annotation, molecular function: acyltransferase activity. Bases 664 to 1656 code for a protein of 330 amino acids. The transcript has 10 exons. Lineage: Eukaryota; Metazoa; Chordata; Amphibia; Anura; Hylidae. The record is from RefSeq and is a predicted model, not a curated record.
GAAUCAUUUUGAACGACAGAUUUUUCCAACAUGGAUUUGUCCUUUGCAUCUAAAUAUGUAACAACAUUUAAAGCACAGAAAGUGAAAACCAGGGCAAUUCAAGCCAAUGCCUCCGAUUUCUACCACAGAUCAGUGACAGUUUAUUCUCUACAAAAAAGCCUUCAGCCCCCUUCACAUGAGCAGGAUUUGAUGUGGAAUUUUUAAAGUAUUUUUAUUACUGAAAACUGCCCAAAAUAUGCAAUGAAAGCUUCCUGCAAUCUAAUAUUACACAUCACAGUGAUGUCUGGUGUACGCCCCCCGCACCUCCAGCUAUUGACUUGCCGUCUGCUGUAUGGACACUUGGAAUAAAGCAUUAUUUGGCAAAUACUUCUCAGUGGAUAGUCUGGAAUUUCUAAAGAGACCAAUUGUCGUGUAGAAGCGUGUGUGUCAGGAUCGGAGUGUUGUUCUGUGGUAAUUGCAGGGUCUGAACACCAGAUGGCGUAAGAAGGUUGGAUAUGCCGUUUCCUGGUUUGUGGUGUUCAUGCCAUUCUGAGAAUAUAUAACUGGUAGCUGCAGAGAUUCACUGGAUAUUAUCUGGUGCUUGCUGAAUGGCGUAUUGUUCAUUUGGAUGGAGAACCGAAGCCGUUGACCUUGCCUGUCUGUGCCUUAGAUUCAUCAAUAAAGAUGCAAGCUCAGAACGGGUCAUGUGACAUAGGCCCAACACUCUCCUCUCUAACCUGCCUCAUGGAAAUCCUUCUGGACUGGCUAGAGUUGGACAAUUUGGAGGAUUAUCUAAAUUACCUAGACUAUCUCAUGUGGGUCUUCACACCACUAAUAAUAGUUUUCAUUCUGCCCUUCAUUAUUGUCCUUUUUCUCUACCUGUCCAUCCUUUUCCUUCUCGUGUACAAGCGCAAAAACGAACUGAAAGAAGCAUAUUCCAACAGUAUAUGGGAUGGCGCCCGGAAAACAUUGGCAUCACUUUGGGAUGGGCAUGCUACAAUAUGGCAUGGUUAUGAAAUUCAUGGCUUGGAGAAAAUUCCGGAGAAUGGGCCUGCACUAAUUGUGUACUAUCACGGAGCGCUUCCCAUAGACUAUUAUUAUUUUGUAGCAAAGGUCAUUCUCCUGAAAGGAAGGACUUGUCACACAGUGGGGGACCACUUUGUUUUCAAAAUACCAGGCUUCAAACCAUUACUUGAAGUGUUUAGUGUAAUCCAUGGACCAAAGGAAGAGUGUGUGAAAGCUCUGAAGAAUGGCCACCUCUUGGGUAUCUCUCCUGGAGGAGUGCGGGAAGCCCUGUUUAGUGAUGAAACCUAUAUUAUCAUGUGGGGGAAUCGCACAGGUUUUGCACAAGUGGCAAUCGAUGCUCAAGUGUCCAUUAUUCCAAUGUUUACACAAAAUGUCCGGGAAGGAUUCCGAUCUCUUGGUUGUUUACGGAUAUUUAGGUGGCUGUAUGAGAAGUAUAAGAUACCACUAGUUCCUGUGUACGGUGGAUUCCCAGUAAAAUUUCGCACAUACCUCGGUGAUCCCAUCCAGUAUGACCCAAAUAUCACAGCAGACGAACUAGCAGAAAAGGCAAAAUGUGCAAUUCAGUCAUUGAUAGACAGACACCAGAGAAUUCCUGGAAACAUUUUCCGAGCCCUAUUGGAGAGAUUUCACUGGAGACGUAAAGAAGAAUAAAGUGCGGUUGCGUACCUGAUCAUACAUUUGGUUUCUUCUUUGUUGUACAAUUGUGUAAAUAGUAUAGGGUUUGAUAAAUCAUGUUAUUGAUGUGUAACUGUGCAAUAUGUACAUUUCUGAAGGCUUCAUACAAAGUUCUGAUUUCAGCUCUGAUCAAUAGAGUAUAAGCACUUACUGUAAAUUGUGCCAGUGUCUUGUAAAGCCAAAAGUCAGGUAAAGGCUACAAUGCAACACUUUGGCUAUUGCAUUCAGUUUUCUCUUUUAGGCAGAGUUCACCAACAAAUAGAACACCAGUCACUUAAUCCAAAAUU